AUGAGAGCUUAUUAUCAAUAUUCAUAUGGAAAUCCUCUUAAUGAGCAAUUGGGCUGUGUCUACAUUACACAAUUUGUAAAUAGCGUUGAGGAUUACUUAAACGGGAAAUCUCGGAUGGUAGCUGAUAUGAAAUUUGCUCAUGGAUUUACUAAGAUUGGUGUAUUUAAAGAUGAAUAUCCACUUACAGCAGAUUUAUCUCUUGAAAAAAUAAAAGGUAUAAAAUAUACAGAACAAACAACUGAAUAUUGGUCUUCUGCUACAUACUUUGAAAUUUAUACUUCUCCAGGCAAGGAUGUAUUAAUGCGACUUGUAGUUAAUUCGGAACCAUAUAAAAUUCCAGGUUGUGAUGGUGAAUAUUGUAAAUGGAGUGUAUUUAAAAAUAUUUUGGGCAGUAAGAUUAAUUGUGAUUUUGGAAAGUU
Racocetra fulgida is the source of this 419-nucleotide messenger RNA. NCBI's taxonomy places the organism in Eukaryota, Fungi, Glomeromycota, Glomeromycetes, Diversisporales, Gigasporaceae. The record is from the annotation of a GenBank genome assembly.